Molecule: messenger RNA, 3114 nt
Organism: Magnolia sinica
Lineage: Eukaryota; Viridiplantae; Streptophyta; Magnoliopsida; Magnoliales; Magnoliaceae
Exons: 24
Coding region: 1-2937 (978 amino acids)
Biological process (GO): peptidoglycan biosynthetic process
Cellular component (GO): chloroplast
Molecular function (GO): D-alanine-D-alanine ligase activity; metal ion binding; ATP binding
Source: RefSeq, a predicted model, not a curated record
AUGGCUUCUUCUUCCUUCAAUACCUCGAAUUUUUCAUCUUUUCUUCGAAGAAAUUCCUUCGAAGAGAGAGGAAAUCGCUUCCCAUCUCAUAAAAUCUUCCAUUUCACGCCCGAUUUUAUCGUUCCGAAGCUCGUUUCGGAGGAUAACACAUGCAGCACAAGCAGGCGCUUGGGAGUUCGAAUUCCUCGCGCGAAGGAAGCGGAGUCCGUGUCCGUGGUUGUGGAAGAGAAGGGCAAGGAAGAGAAAGGGAGGGCACUGAGAGUCGGACUCAUAUGUGGCGGACCAUCUGCAGAGCGGGGAAUUUCCCUAAAUUCCGCGAGAUCGGUUCUCGAUAAUAUAGAGGGAGAAGAUUUGCAUGUCAGCUGCUAUUACAUUGAUAGCGAUCUCAAUGCUUAUGUGAUAUCCUCUGCCCAGGUAUACUCAAAUACUCCUGCAGAUUUUGAUUUCAAACUUGAAAGCCUUGCCCAAGGUUUCCGUUCAUUGUCUGAAUUUGUAGAACACCUAGUGGCGUCUGUGGAUAUCGUAUUCCCUGUAAUACACGGUCGUUUUGGUGAAGACGGAGGUAUCCAGGAGCUGUUGGAGGGAGCAAACAUUCCAUUUGUUGGCACGCGAUCAAAUGAAUGUCGUCAAUCUUUUGACAAGUAUAAUGCUUCCUUGGAGCUCAACAAGCAUGGAUUUGUAACAGUACCCAGUUUUCUGGUACAGGAGAAUAAUUUGAAUACAUCUGAACUCUCCAAGUGGUUCUCAAGCAAUCAAAUGGACAUUGACUCAGGGAAAGUUAUUGUAAAGCCAGCGAGAGCGGGAUCGAGCAUUGGUGUUACGGUUGCGUAUGGUGUUGAUGAUUCCAUUAAGAAAGCUGGCGAUAUUAUUUCCGAGGGUAUUGAUGAUAAAGUCAUUGUUGAAGUUUUUCUUGAUGGAGGAAGUGAAUUUACAGCUAUUGUCCUUGAUGUUGGGCCUGGUUUAGAUGCCCAUCCUGUGGUUCUCCUCCCAACUGAGGUAGAGCUUCAGUUUUGUGGGAGCAAUGAUGUAAGAGAAAAGGAUGCAAUAUUCAAUUAUAGAAGGAAGUAUCUUCCAACACAACAGGUUGCUUAUCAUACCCCUCCACGUUUCCCCCCUGACGUAAUUGAAUUCAUUAGAAGAGGAGCGUUGCUGUUAUUUCAACGACUUGGCCUACAUGACUUUGCUCGGAUUGAUGGCUGGUUUUUACCUUCUCCACCUCAGGUGUUUACUUCUGCAGAAGAUGAUAAUAACUUUGGCAAUACUAAAUCGGGCACUAUAGUUUUUACAGAUAUCAACCUGAUAAGUGGAAUGGAGCAGACCAGUUUCCUUUUUCAGCAAGCUUCAAAGGUCGGAUUCUCUCAUUCUAACAUCCUCAGAACUAUUAUCCAGCGUGCAUGCUUGCGUUUUCCUGCUCUCGCCUCAUAUAAUAAUGCACGGGAUGUGUUGCCUGCAAGAUUGAAAUCUAAACAGCACACUAAAGCUGUCCCCGAAUGCAGAGGUCUUCAAAAAGUUUUUGUCAUUUUUGGGGGAGACACUUCAGAGCGCCAAGUAUCUCUCAUGAGUGGAACAAAUGUUUGGCUCAACUUACAAGCUUUUGAAGACCUUGAUGUAACACCCUGUCUGCUUACCCCAGAAAAUGGAUAUUCAUCUGCCACACAUCAAGACAAAAAGGAAAAUGAUGCCCAAUCCAGAGUGGUUUGGUCUUUACCAUAUUCUCUUGUACUAAGGCAUACUACAGAGGAAGUCCUUGCUGCAUGUAUAGAGGCAAUUGAACCAGAUAGGGCAGCCAUGACAUCCCACUUACGAAAACAAGUGAUGAUUGAUCUCAUGGAAGGUCUGAAACAACAAAAUUGGUUUACAGGGUUCGACAUAUCUGAUGAUCAACCGAUGAAAUUUACUCUGGAGCAGUGGAUCAAGCAUGCCAAGGAGGUUCAAGCUACAGUCUUCAUUGCAGUACAUGGCGGUAUCGGUGAGGAUGGUACUCUUCAAUCUUUGCUGGAAUCUGCUGGGGUUCCUUAUACAGGUCCUGGUGUCUUGGCUUCCAAAACAUGUAUGGAUAAAGUGGCAACCUCUCUUGCUCUUGGCCAUGUAUGGUAUCUAACGAAUGGGAAUUAUAUGAUCCUCGAUGCAAGGCUAACAAGUUUGGGAGUACUCACCAUACAAAAGGAUGCACGGAGCAAAGAGGAGCUGCUGAAUGCACAUACAUCUGAUAUUUGGCAUGAGCUGACCACAAAGCUUCAAUCUGAAACACUAUGUAUCAAACCAGCUCGAGAUGGAUGCUCAACUGGAGUUGCUCGAUUAUGUUCUGCGGAGGACCUUGCAGUGUACACAGAUGCAUUACGAAAGUGUCUUCUACGUCUUCCUUCCAAUAGUUUUUCAAAGGCUCAUGGGAUGAUUGAGAUGCCAAACCCUCCUCCAGAGUUGUUAAUAUUUGAACCAUUCAUUGAAACUGAUGAAAUUAGUUUUUCAUCAAAAUCAACAAAAGCUGAUGCUCAUCAUCUCAAGUGGGAAGGACAUAGUAGAUGGGUGGAGGUGACAGUUGGUGUUAUAGGCAAGCGAGGAGCAAUGCACUCCUUGAGUCCUAGUAUUACUGUUAAGGAAUCUGGUGACAUUUUAUCGCUUGAGGAGAAAUUCCAAGGUGGCACCGGCAUCAAUUUGACUCCUCCUCCGACAACAAUAAUUGGGAACAAAGCCCUGCAAAGAUGUAAAGAGCGCAUUGAAAUAAUUGCAAAUUCUUUGGAAUUGGAAGGAUUUUCGCGUAUUGAUGCAUUUGUUAAUGUAGACACUGGAGAGGUGUUGGUGAUAGAGGUUAACACCGUACCAGGAAUGACUCCUUCCACUGUCUUGAUUCAUCAGGCGCUUUCUGAGCAGCCUCCCAUGUAUCCUCAGCAAUUCUUCCGUACACUGCUUGAUUUGGCUUCUCAGAGAUCCGUGUAAAUCCAGAUCAUGGAUGGAUGGUGUUUCAAUCAAUUUCUUAGGAUUUGAACAUAAACCUUGUCAAUAAAUGGCUGUGUUGUGCAUUUCUUCUGAUGAAUAUGUUCAAGUGGACCGUUGAUGAAAAAAUUUCGAAAUCAUGGCUUGGGACUUGGACACCUAAAGACCACCAUUGCUCAA